AUGGCUCAAAACCUGCUCCUCUCAUCAUACCCGAGUUCACAGUCUGUACCUCCGCUAAAAGAAGCCCAACCACCGGCGCAAGCUACAGCAUCCUCCGUCCGAUCUCUACACAGUAAUAGUCAAAACCGGCCUCGAAAGACGACCCUUCCAAGUUGCAACCUAUGUCGGCGACGGAAGAUCAAAUGCGACAGAGCAGACCCUUGCUCUCAUUGUGUGCGAGUAGGGGCAGUAUGUGUGUUCUCUACACCCUCAGGUGCGCCGAGAGGCAGACAAGGAGGUCGCCGUAAGCUUGAUAGCGAGCUGCUGGAUCGUGUUGCGAAACUAGAACAGCUACUCAAGCAAGGAACUAGUGGAGCGGCAUCCGUAAUGGCGAAGCCGCCGUCAGCGACAGCUGAAGAGAGCAGAAAUGCUUCGAGAGAAUUGGAAUCCCAUGUCUUCAGAGGUUCGACAGUGGAUGCUGGGCUGAGGGCGCCCAAGGAGGGAUCGGAUCUAUAUCUAGGAGGUAGCCUCUGGAGCAAUCUCGGCGAUGAGGCAAGUUUUUCUUCAGUGCACAGAACCUUGGUUCAUGGCAUGCGUGAGGCCCUAAACCAACCAUCAGAUGAGGAGGACGACGGCAGGCUAACGCCCAACUCGGAUUCGACGGGGAUUGCUCAAUCCACCCAAUCAAAUUUUGUGAUACGCACAGCUGAUGUCUUGGGCGACACCGAAAACCACGUGAAACAUCCCAGUCGCUCGCAAGCGUACGCGCUCUAUUUAUCGUUUAUGACAAAUGUGGAUCCUGUGGUGAAGCUCUUGCACGGCCCUUCACUACGACGGCACUUCACUGGAGAGACUGAUGGGCUCGACUGUAGCUCUGGACCGAAAGGAUGGGAUGCCGUCAAGUUUGCUAUCUACUAUACUACCACGACGAGUUGGACGCCUGAUGAAUGCUUGGAACAGCUCGGCGAAGAAAAGGCCGUACUGCUUCACAGGUUUCGAUCUAGCACAGAACUUGCGCUAGCAAGGGCUGACUUUGUCAAUACGGAGGAUGUGUCAACACUACAAGCUCUAGUGCUCUAUCUGUUUGCUGUUCGAAGCAAUGAGAAUUCCCGACGCACUUGGACGAUGACAAGUCUGGCUGUUCGCAUUGCUCAUGCUCUUGGCCUCCACAAAGAAAAAUUUGGAGGCAAAUACACUUCACCAUACCUUCCUUUCGAGCGCGAAAUGCGGCGUCGACUAUGGUGGCAAAUAUGUAUCCUUGACAGGCAAGCGUCUAUCGAUCGUGGCACGGACCCGAUCAUCACUGCACAUGCUUUCAAUACUCGACUUCCCCUCAAUGUCAACGAUGAGGAUCUACAUCCGAAUGAUCCUAAUGAGGUCCAGCCACGAGAAGGGUACACAGAUACUGUGCUCUCUCUGAUAUGCCAUGAGGUGUUUGAAAUUGAGCGUCGCCUCACUUACAUCCCUGCUGAUGAGUUCAAUCGCUCACUAGAGACGAGCGAUGACUUUUGGGCCCAGAGGAAAGGCUGGGUAAGUGUGAGCCAACGACGUGUCGAAGACAAAUAUCUGCGGCAUUUCAACACGGAUAUACCUCAGCAACGCUACGCGAUGUUGCUUUCACAUAUUAUGAAUGCCACCAUGUGGUUCUUUGCCUACCGGCCUCUGCAACCGCACUCGGAUAGCCCUACAUCGUUGAAGAUACCACAACCUGGAAUUCUUCAUCUUGCCGUCGAGGUCAUGGACAAGUCCAUAAAAUUAUCAAUGGAUCCCUGUGCAAGACCUUUCAAAUGGAUCUCCUCUAUCUGGGUUCAGUGGUAUGCUCUUGCUGUCAUGAUUGCCGAGCUUUGUGUGCAGACCGAAGGACCGACUGUUGAGCGGGCGUGGAGUAUAGUCGAUCCCGUCUUUGAGGAAACAGCUCAGCAUGUCGCAGAUUCGGACAAGGGAAGGUUGUGGCGACCGAUCAAGAAGUUGAUGACCAGGGCGCAAGAGGUUCGAAGGAAGCAUCUGGCAGACGCCGCAGCUGCCUUGCGCUCUCGAUCUAUUGGAGCAGCUCCCACUGCCGCCGAACAAGCUGUCCCGUGGCUUAUCACUCAGCAUUCUGAUACAAACGGAAUGGACAUGGAGGCUGAGCCCAAGCCGUUGCUUGAUAAUUCCAGCACACUAAAUCCGCCACAACAAAUUGGGACGGGCCCAGAGCCUAUGUCCGUCGACUGGGCUUCGUCGUUCGCCACGGGAGCAAAAGAUCAAAUUGAUUAUAACGAUGAAAUGAAUCAGAUGGCUUGGACGAAUUGGGCAUCUUUUAUCGACGAUUUUCAAUCUCACGAGGCUUACCUGUCUGGGUCGGAUAAUGCACCACCGCCGUCAUUCAACACAUGGUGA
Molecule: messenger RNA, 2358 nt
Organism: Endocarpon pusillum Z07020
Lineage: Eukaryota; Fungi; Ascomycota; Eurotiomycetes; Verrucariales; Verrucariaceae
Exons: 4
Coding region: 1-2358 (785 amino acids)
Biological process (GO): DNA-templated transcription; regulation of DNA-templated transcription
Molecular function (GO): DNA-binding transcription factor activity, RNA polymerase II-specific; zinc ion binding; DNA binding
Source: RefSeq, a predicted model, not a curated record